UUUGGGUGUGAAUGUCAUUAUUUGUGAUAUAUGACGAAGACAGACUGAAUCAAUAUUUAGCACAACGACGUCAAUUCCCAAAAUACCAAGCUUAAAAAGCUUGUGCGAUGGGAGGAGAAGCAGAAGAAAGAUCUACCAGUGAUCUAACUAUUGGAUUGAUGCUUGCUGUUAGUUCAACUGUAUUCAUUGGAUCCAGUGGUAUUGUGAAGAAGAAGGCACUUAUUAAGAUCCAUGCAUAUGCAACAAGAGCAGGUGAUGGUGGACAUGCAUAUCUCAAGGAAUGGCUGUGGUGGGCGGGCUUUGGACUUUUGGCUGCUGGAGAGUUUCUCAACUUUAUUGCAUAUGCCUUUGCCCCUGCUCUUCUGGUGACCCCACUUGGUGCCCUGAGUGUCUUAGUUACUGCUGUCCUGUCCCAUUAUUUCCUGAAAGAGAAUCUCAACUUGCUUGGUAAAGUUGGCUGUAUGCAGUGUAUCAUUGGCUCAACCAUCAUGGUUUUACAUGCCCCCGUGGAAGGAGGAGCAGCCUCCCUGGCUGAACUAUCUAUACGAUUACAAGAUUCAGUAUUUGUGACGUACAUCAUAGGGCUGUUGAUAGUAGUAGUCGUUCUCAUCUACGUCGUCUCACCCACGCAUGGUCCUAAAAACAUCUUGGUCUACAUCUCCAUUUGCUCUUUGGUGGGCUCCCUCUCUGUCCUAGCUUGUAAAGGCUUUGGCAUCGCUGUCAAAGAAUACUCAAAAGGUACAAACACUUUUCUACUCCCCAUCACGUGGUUCCUGCUAUCGUGUCUCGUCGUCUGUAUAUUAAUGAGCAUGCACUAUUUGAAUAAAGCUCUGGAUACGUUCAAUGCAGCGGUCAUCGCUCCCAUUUAUUACGUGUUCUUCACGACGUGUGUGGUGACCGCUUCUGGCAUCCUCUUCAAGGAGUGGGCCAGCAUGAACUUACGAGACACGUUGUCCACCGUUGCUGGCUUUGGGGUCAUCAUCAUGGGCAUCUACCUCCUGCAUACCUUCAAAGAUGCAAACAUUUCACUGGAUUCCAUCACUCUGAUGUCCCCGAAAAUCAAGGAUUUAUCGAAGUCCCCUCUUCCAUUGUCGAACAAUCAUCGCGGUGUCAACAGCAGCGAUACAGAGUCAAUAGGCAAGUGAAACUCAUAUCACUAGGCUUUGAUAGGAAUGUAAUAAAAUGUUUAAAUGGACAAUUGGACAAAAUGGACAAUUGUUCCCGGUGUUCUUUCCAGGAAUGAACGCAUGUGUAUUUGUGUGUGGCAUGUGAUGUAAGCAUGAAUUUGAUACCAAAAAAAAAAAGGUAAUUUUGAUAGAUUAUUUUUUUCUUCAAUGUAACUUUUCCCAGGCACAUGUAGACCUAUAAUGGAAGAAAAGUGGUGAAGUUGAUAGUAGGGUCAUUCCAUGAGGUUGGUGCAAAAAACAUGAUGAUGUCCAUGUAACAUUGGUAGAAUAAGAUCUUUGACUAAACAUGAAAGAUGAAAUCAUCGGUUGAAGAUUUGUAUGCAAUAAAUAUUUAUAGUAAUGCCCUGCCAGAGUCAUUCCUCUUUCAAUUACUUUGUUUUUCAAAAUCGUUGCUUGAUAUGCAUUUCUUUUUUUACCAGCAUUACAUGGACAUCACAUUUAUAUAAGAUUACAUGAAAUUUAGAUCUAUGAUAUUGAUGAAGCUAGCAUACUUCUGAACAUACAGUACUUAGCAAUUUAUGCUUAACUCAGUUUGAGCAAACAUUGUUAUGGUUGAUAUGUUACAUAGUUUAUCAUUUCCAAUAUGUCACAAAAAUUCCCCCAAAGCCAUGGAAUGACCCAUAAAGUAUUAAUAUUUUCAAACUGCCAACAAGCUAUGUUGAUAUAAAUUCAGUAAUCCUUUCUCUACUAUGCUUGCAAAUCAAAAUGUAUGUUGAUAUGGAUUGAAUAUAUGAUUUUCUUCUUUGAUGAAAAACUCAUUAAGCUGUUCACAGUCAGUACACCCUUUACAACAAGCUCAAGGUCAAAUCCAGUCACAGGAUAAGUUACUUUUUAUAGUAACAAAAAAGUCAGACAAACAUAAAGAAAUGUUUGAGAAAAAAAUCAAACAACUAUUAGGAUAGUCAAAAGACAAUUAUAAUGAUUUCAAACUCAUUAUUUCAAGAAGAAUUGGCAUCCCUUUUAUGACUUUAUGAUAUCAUUUGUUCACCAAUCAUUACUAGUUUUGCAUAUUUUGAUAUCAUAAAUUUGACCUUUCAUUUUGUAUGAAAGUGAUUUAUCCUUAAAAACAAGCAUAAUAUAAUUUUGUAAAGGGGAUAAUACAGUGUACAUAAUCAUAUUUUUUAUUCGGUACUGUAUGCAAAGAAGCAAGAUAAAGUACUUUUUUAAAAGUUGUAUAUGCAUGAUGUGACAUUGUUCACAUUUGUUAAAAUAGCUUAACAUGAUAACAUUUCUUACAAGAUUCAGUUUUGAUGAUAUUAAUUGAAAUCAAUCCAAAUUGUAAAUAUAACUGAAAAACCUAUGUUAUUAAAAUCUGAAUUUAUAAAAAUUGCGUUUUAUGUUUUCAGAGAUAAAGUUACUUUUUAUUGCGAAAUGCAAAUGACUUAAAUACUGAUACCAUUGUGAUGUUUGUUUGUUUGUUUUCUUACAUUGAAUGGUCCUAGAGCUAUACAGAAUCAUUGAAAUAUAGAAUGUAGUAUUUAGUAACUCCAUACGGGUAAACGUCACAUUUCUUAAACAUGAAGAAAAAUGACGAAUGACUGUGAUGUCAUCCAUGUAGGAGGAAUACAUGGUUUCCUAAGUAAAGUAAAUUUGUACAUGUAUACAUGUACACGUACAUGUAUGUAUUGUACAAGUUAAUGAUGAUGUAUGUGUAGAAUGUAUUUCUUGUAGAAUGUGUUGCAGGUAAUACAUUGAAAACCAUAUAUUUGAUUGGAAUUUUUACAUGAUUUUGCAUGUAUGUGUAAGUGCACAUGCACAGUGCCCCCAAUUGUAUAAAGUGCAAUAAAAGGAUAAAUCAAUCGGGCAUUUAUCAAAGGCAUAAGUUUUACUAUACUGAUAUGAAUAUUCAGGGAACAUAUUUUUUUUUGAAAAGGUAAACAAUAGUUUUUUGGAUGGAACAGUAAAAGAAGAAAGAAAAACAAAUUAUGAUCCUAACUGCUUCCAUUUUUUUCUUCAAUCUACUGUCUUGUGAACUUUUUGUUUUCUUAUUCAUUUUCUUUCAGUCUUGUGGACCUCUUGUCAAGUUACUUUUCAUGUUAUGAAAUUUAGUGCAAGAUAUUGAAAUAUGAUGUUGUGUUCCAACUAUUCCUCCUCCAUAUAUUUCUAAUUGCGUAAUUGCUUAAAUCUAAAUACACUGUAGGUGCCAGCUAGGCAAAAUGUUUGUGAGGGUGUAUUACAGAUUACAAGUUCACUUUGCAUAGCUCUGCAAUAUUUACAAAAUGUACUUGUAAGUUUAAUGUCAUGGCUUGUCUUAUGGUAUCCUCUUGACUAACAGUAAAAAAUGAAAACAUUUUUUUUCUUUCUGUAUACAUGUAGGUUAUUUGAAAUCUACUGUAGAAGAGGUAAGACUCCCUCAAGGCAAUUUAUAUUUUUAACCCAAUUAUUGUAAAACUAGUAGAAACUUACUUGAAAUUUUGGAAAUGGUGAAGGUUGGUUAACAUUUAAUUAUGCAAAAUAUGGAAAUUAUCAAUUGAACUAAUCUUAACUCUUAACAUAUUCUUGCUGGGGAGGGAGGGGGGGCGGUCUACUGCAAUUCAUAAGGUGUCGUGUUAAGAUAAGUUCUGGUCAUGCCAAAAGCUCGUUCACAUCUUUCCAGAGCCAAUGCACUUACUCACUGCUCCAGAUUUUUAAAGAUCUUGUUGGGCAAGCAAGUUUGAUCUUUUUGAUAGGAUAACCGUAUCCUUGGUCCAUUGCUCAAGGUCUUUUUCUUCAUCUGUUUUAUGUUGAAAUGAUACCAAUCAUGUUUUUUGUGCACCGCAUCGUUACAUUUACAUUUUAGCUACAUGUAUGCUAACAAUCUACAUUAAUUGUUUAUGUCAUAUUAUUGGAACUCAUUAACCCUCUUUCGAAGUUUUUGUAUAAUCUGGGAACAAAGAUGAGGGGAAAAAAGCCUAGCGUAGUUAUGGGGAAUUAUUCCUAUGAGAGAGAGAUCCCCUUGGCUUUAUUAUCCUGAGAAAAUUAUGAAGGCACACCACACAAUUUUGUUUGCACGCUAUAUAAUUAUGAAAAUGCUAAACAGUAUUAAGACAAGCCUUCAAGUUAUAGCAACAAAGGCAUAUAUGCCGGUAAGAGCCAAGUUUUUGUUUUUUAAUUGUAUUAUAUUUCCAGAAAAAAUACAAAAUUUGUAAUAAAAGUUGUAUUCUCUCUUAUGUUAAUUUUUCAGGCAGUUUCAUAAAAAAUAUAAGUGUUUUGAUAUUAUCAUUUUAUUCCCUCCAACCAACCUUUUUCAUGUUCUGCAGGAAGGAAUGUUUUUUAAUUAAUUUUUAUCCCUUCUUAUGCAAAUGCUAUUUUAAAGAGCAUGGUAAAAAUGUACUUACUUUUGGUUCUUUUGUUUUCAUGCACAUUAGUAAAGUCUCAACCACAUUUGGUACUGUUUGACUUUAAUACAUUUAUUUUAAGCACAAUUUGGAUUAAGCAUGGAUGUCAGUGUUGGAGCAUUGUGAGAUGGAAUUUAACCUGUCAGCAAUAUGUUUUAUCAAAGAGGCAAAGUGCGAACAUACAUGAUAUGUUUUACUGAUAUCAGCUGUGACAUCAUUAGAGAUUUCAAGAUCUUUAUUUAACAUGCUAGAAUUAGUAGAAUAGCACGCAAACAAACCCAACAUUGUCUGCUUGUUACUUCAUUCACACAAUAUCCAACAUUAAAAGUGAUAUGA
Strongylocentrotus purpuratus (purple sea urchin) is the source of this 4840-nucleotide messenger RNA. Its product is annotated as magnesium transporter NIPA2-like. Gene Ontology annotation, biological process: magnesium ion transport. The coding region runs from base 108 to 1145 and encodes 345 amino acids. NCBI's taxonomy places the organism in Eukaryota, Metazoa, Echinodermata, Echinoidea, Camarodonta, Strongylocentrotidae. Gene Ontology annotation, cellular component: membrane. Gene Ontology annotation, molecular function: magnesium ion transmembrane transporter activity. The transcript is spliced from 6 exons. The record is from RefSeq and is a predicted model, not a curated record.